Molecule: messenger RNA, 1282 nt
Organism: Microstroma glucosiphilum
Lineage: Eukaryota; Fungi; Basidiomycota; Exobasidiomycetes; Microstromatales; Microstromataceae
Product: electron transfer flavo protein, alpha subunit
Exons: 5
Coding region: 1-1065 (354 amino acids)
Cellular component (GO): mitochondrion
Molecular function (GO): flavin adenine dinucleotide binding; electron transfer activity
Source: RefSeq, a predicted model, not a curated record
AUGUUCGCCCCUCGUCUUCUCCCCCGACUCGCCACAUCCUCUGUGAGGAGUCCCCUCGCUUCCACCUCGUCGUCCCUUCUUGCCUCUCGCAGAGGCUUCGCCUCUUCCCGCACUGCCCUCGCAUCCAGCCUCCUCUACCUUGAGCACCGCGAGGGAGAGCUGAAUGCAGCCUCUCUCGUAGCCCUAACAGCAGCAAAGAAGAUCGGUGGAGACAUUCAUGCCAUCGUAGCUGGAGAUGAAGGAGUCAAGGAGGUGGCAGACAAGGCCUCCAAGUGUGAAGGGCUCUCCAAGGUCUUCACAACAUCGUCGCCCAGCUACAGAGGCCUCCUAUCUGAGCCUCUCGCGCCCGUGAUCAAGGCUCUGGCGGAGAAGGGCUCUUACACCCACAUCUUUGCCGGCCACACCGCUGCCGGCCGAGACAUCUUCCCUCGCCUGGCCGCACUGCUGGAUAGCUCGCAAGUCUCCGACAUCAUUGCCGUUGAGAGUGAGGACACUUUCCAAAGGCCAAUCUACGCCGGUAAUGCCAUUGCGACUGUCAAGAGCAACGACAAGAUCAAAGUGAUCACAGUGCGAGGGACCGCCUUCGACAAGGCUUCGGAGGAGGGUGGCAGCGCUUCAGUGGAGGAAGUCGGCUCAGACGCAGCAGAGACCCCUACCAAGUUCAUCGAGGACAAGCUGAGCAAGUCCGACCGACCCGACUUGGCUACAGCAUCCCGAGUCGUCUCGGGUGGCCGAGCUAUCAAGUCUGCUGAGAACUUUGUCAAGUACAUUGAGCCCCUCGCCGAUUCGAUGAAGGCCGCCGUGGGUGCCUCUCGAGCUGCUGUCGACGCUGGUUACGCGGACAAUGCCCUUCAGGUUGGUCAGACUGGAAAGAUCAUUGCCCCCGAGCUGUACGUCGCUGUAGGAAUCAGUGGUGCCAUCCAGCAUUUGGCAGGUAUGAAGGACAGCAAAACCAUUGUCGCCAUCAACAAGGAUGCCGAUGCUCCUAUCUUCCAAGUCGCUGACGUCGGACUGGUCGCAGACCUGUACGAGGCCGUGCCAGAGCUCAUUGAGAAGCUGAAGUAGGGCGACAAUGCUGUGAAGGACUACGAAGACGUAGUCGUGAACCGUAGAGCGGAAUUCGUGUAUCUGGUAUCAUCUUGGUUGAGGCCCAACACAUCUACAAUCGAGCCCUUCCGCAUUGAAUACUUACUGUGCGCGAAAGUGAAUGGAAAAAGGAUAGUACCGUUGUUCCGGCACGAUGCGAUUCGAUGCAAUCCGGCCACUCCAAAUAGUAGCGGCC